CAGAGGCAGGGAGAGUCUCAGCACAGGAGCCAGUGUAGGAGGCAGGGGAAGCCCCAGCCCCCGCCUUUCUGUGCAUGCAGGUGGCACACCGAGGGCAUGAUGGGAGAGAGCCCUGUGACUCAGCAGGGCCAGCAAAGCAAAAGCAAAAGCAAGUCUGCAAGCACAUCACUCAUGCAGAGGAGGGCCUGAUCAAGAUGGCAGAGAAGCCCAAGCGCCCGCAUCUAGGAUUGGCCCAGUACCCCCUGCUGCUCACGCUGGAGCCUGAGGGGCAUGGCCUGGGUGGGCAGGUCCUGGAGUUGGCUGGCCCGGAGGAGGUCCACGUCCAUCAGAAAGAUGGCAUCCUGAUCUGCGACGACUUCCUGCUGGGGCAGUGUCUGGAGGGGGAGCGCUGCCCGUGUCACCACACCCCCAACCCCUUCCACUGGCAGAUGCGGCGCAAGGCAGAUGGGGUGUGGCUGAGCAUUGGCACGUUGGCCCAACAGCACCUGGAGAACCUCUACUGCAGCACCAGCCGCCACGACGUGCAGCUCGUUGACAAGGCCGGCUCAUCCUGGACCCUCAAUCUGAACUUCAUGGACCUGAAGCCCAGCCAGCUCUAUGACCGCGUCCGGCGCCUCUCCAACAGCAGCGACUCCAGCCGCAACCCCUACUUCCCCAUGGAGUGGCAGGUGUACUGGGAAGAGUGCGGCGAAUGGCUCGUGUACGAGGAGCCGGUGCGGUGGGAGCUGCUGGCGGCCUUCGAGAAGGGCAUGUGGAACCACGCCUUCAAGUUGCGCGGCCAACUGUACAACGUGGACCUGAAAACACUGACCCAGCGCAAUGUGCGUACGGGCUUCACCCGGCGCAUCCUGCACUGCCCAGUCUUCCGCCCACCCUGGCGCCUGGCGCCCCACCUGCGGACAGGACCAGGCACCACCCUCUCUUCCCCCAGCACCGUCCCUGGGGAGGACCCCCAGGACACCUACUGGGGCCCGUACCCUGCGUCCUGGGUCCCCAAGGCCCCAGUGGGCACCAUGUACACACUGGCAGAAGUGGCGCCAGCAGAGCGGGCCUAUGAGACCACAUGCACGCUGUUCCACAAAACCCUGGCAGAGGACAAGGUGCUGGUGUUGGCCGUCUACCGGGUCCGGAACGACUACCUGUGGCAGAAAUACUGUGGGCAGAAAAAGUUCAUGGCCCAGAGUCGUCCCCGUGCAGUGCGGCGCUGCCUGGAAAGACACCUCUUCCACGGCACCAGGGCCAGCAAAGUGCAGCCCAUCUGUGAGAUGAACUUUGACCCCCGGGUGUCGGGGGAGAACGGCGAGGCUUACGGGCAGGGCAGCUACUUCGCAGUCGACGCCUCCUACUCCCACACUUACGCCAAGGUGGACGAGGCCAGCCUGUGCCACAUGUUCCUGGCCAAGGUGCUGGUGGGGCGCUCGGUGCGGGGCAAUCCCGUGUUCCGGCGCCCCCCACUGGCACACGACGGCUGCCUCUAUGAUUCCUGCACGGACUAUGCUAAGAAGCCGCAGAUCUUCGUCAUCUUUGACAGCUGCCAGUGCUACCCCUACUUCCUGAUCCGCUACAAGCUGCUCUCCGAGCCCGUGGCCGUGGACUCGUGACGGGGGAGCACUGGGGGUCAGAGGUCAGCCUGCCAACCUUGUAUUUCAAAAAUAAGGCACCGAUUUCUUAGCCCACCCCUCCUCCGGAGAUCAUUAUUAUUAUUAUUCAUGCUAAGAAGGACUCACCUACACUCGCCAGGGGGAUUUCUUGGCUGCUUUUAGCAGCACUUGGCGACUCCCAGUCUUGCUGUACAGAGAUGGAACAAAGGAAGGGAUGUCCCUUGUAUCAUAGAAUCACAGACUAUCAGGGUUGGGAGGGACCUCAGGAGGUAUCUAGUCCAACCCGCUGCUCAAAGCAGGACCAACCCCAGCUGAAUCAUUGUAAUAAGGGACUGUUGGCAAUCCUAGUCACAGGUGAAGAGGGCAGCUUGCUCCCGGGGGUGGGAGUGUGUGGAAGAGCCUGAAUACCACCCCCCACCGCCCCCGGCACAGACUGCAAUAGAACUCAGCGUUUGGCCUCUGCACCCCAGGUUGCAGGGAGGAGUCAGAGCCGUGCAGGGUCAGUUGCACUGUCCUUCCUUUCUCAGCUGGCGAUUGGCUCCAGGGGCCUGAUGCAGACCUGCCAUCAGAUCCUGCUGCCCAGAAAAGCUUGGCCUGCGCCCCCUGCGCCAGAAAGGGGGAGAAGGUUGCUGGGGAGCCAUCAUCUAGGGUCACUCCAGUCCUGCGCACGCCCCCCAGGCCCUGCCAACUCCCCAAAUCCUGUGCCUCAUGGCCACCGGGGUCCUUGCCAGCCAGCUCCUUUCUUGCCAGCUCCAGAGAAACGGGGGAUUUACCCCGAGGCCAGCAUGGGGCUCCUGGCACUGCACUGCCCUCAGUCUGGAACAGGGGGGUUGUGUGAUGAUGUGGGGGAUCUGUCACAGACUCCAGGGAUCAGCUGCCCACUGCCCCCUGUCACUGUUGGGCUGAGGAGGUCCAAUCCAUGGGCUGGUGUCAGUCUGAUACCUCCUGUGAAGCUGGCCGAGACCCCACCCUCCCAGCCAGCUCCCCCCACAAGCUGGGGCAGCAGCCAUGCCUCUGCUAGAUUCCUGAGGGGAAGUAAGCACCGCUUCCGGGCACAUCUCUGAUGUCCUCUGCUAUCAGGGGGAUGGGCCCAGGGCCAAGUUGUCCCCCUGCCCGCAGGCCCAGGCAGCUUGGGGUGUUGCUGCUUCCUGCCUAAGCCCUGCAGCAAAGCCCACCCCCAUCCAGAUCAUCCCCCGCCCCCCCCCCUGAGCAAUAGAUUCUGGCCCCCCUGGUCCUGGUGUGUCAAUUGGAGGGGAGGGUUCAGGGCUGCAUCACUGGGGGCAGGAGGAGCAGCAUGGCUGGGGGGAGCCCCUUUCCCAGCACCACCUCCAUCUCCUGAGCAUCAGUCAGGGGAGUUGCCAGAGGGGUACGGGGGGUCCUGGGUGAGGGCGAUGGGCCCAGAGGAGGAAGUGGGGAGCUGGAGGUUUGACAGCAGCUGCCCCAGGUUGGAUGACUGGAGCUGCCAGGGUCUGAAGCCUGGCUUUCCCACAGAGAGACUGCCCACAGCCCCCAAACCUUGCAAUCAGCGCUAAGCAGGCCACCACCCAAAGCUGGCAGCCUUGGGGGGUGUGGGGUGUGAACAGCCCCAGAGACUGAGUCUUGCGGGGUGGGAGGGCCCCUCAGGUGGCAGCUCUGCCCCCCUAUUACCAGCUUUGGGGUAGGCUUAUUUAUUAGGGUUACUCUUCUGGGGGUGGGGUUCUGUACUUCUGUCAAUGUCCUGCUUGUGUCACUUGUGUUCUCAUACAGAACUUCUCCAUGCUGCAAGUUCCCUCCCAAUGGAGCUAUUCUGCAGGACCUAGGUUCUUCCAGCCCCAGAAUCAGAUGAACACACACACACACAUUAACAGGGAACAUCUGAGAGGACUGGGUCAGUCAGCACUCCCAAGCUGACUCCUUGUAUGUCCCUGGACUCAGUAGGCUGGCUCGAGCAGCACUCCCAAGCUGGCACCCUCAUACGCCCUUGGACUCAACAGGUUGGGUCAAACAGCACCUCCAGGCUGUCACUCUCAUAUGCCAUGGGCACUGCAUUGGAAUAGAGUACGCCUGAGCAGGCUAGGUUGAGCAGCACUUUCAAUCUGCAACCCUCAUGUGGCAGUUUUUUUGGCUGUUUUUCAGAGACAUUAUUAAGGGCACAAGAGCAAACUAUCCCACUGCGUAGGAAAGAUAGGAAGUCUGGCAAGAGACUACCCUGAAGUAACCAAGAGAUCUUCAAUGAUCUCAAACUCAAAAAAGUGGAAACCCGGUCAAAUUACAAAGAAUAAAUAUAAACAAAUAUCACAAGUAUGUAGGGACAAAAUUAGAAAAGCCAAGGAACAA
Molecule: messenger RNA, 3917 nt
Organism: Chelonoidis abingdonii (Abingdon island giant tortoise)
Lineage: Eukaryota; Metazoa; Chordata; Testudines; Testudinidae
Product: protein mono-ADP-ribosyltransferase TIPARP-like
Cellular component (GO): nucleus
Molecular function (GO): metal ion binding; NAD+ poly-ADP-ribosyltransferase activity
Source: RefSeq, a predicted model, not a curated record